UGCGCUAUUUCCACACGGCCUUGUCGGAGCCCGUCCAGGGGCUGCCCCAGUUCGUCCAGGUGGGCUACGUGGACGACCAGCCCAUCGACCUCAAUGACAGCGCAAGGCAGGAGCUGCCUCAGGUGCCGCGGAUGGAGCUGCACGCGGACGGUCCCUGGCCCUGGGACAGGCGGAGCCGGGCCCCCUGGAGCGCUGAGCAGGUGUCCCUGGCGAACCUGGCGACCUUGCAGAAGUACUACAGCCAGAGCGGGGGGCUCCACACCCUGCAGUGGAUGUUCGGCUGUGAGCUGAGGAGCGAUGGGAGCAAAGGAGGGUACAUGCAGUUCGGCUACGACGGGAGGGACUUCCUCAGCCUGGACAAGGAGCAUCUCAGGUGGACGGCGGCCGAUGCCACAGCCCAGCUCACCAAGCGGAAGUGGGAGGCCGAACCUGCCAUUGCUCAGGGAUGGAAGGCCUACCUGGAGGGGGAGUGCGUGGAGUGGCUGCGGAGAUACCUGGAGUACGGCAAGGAGACCCUGCAAAGGACAGAGCCCCCCGAAGUGAAGGUGACUCACCAAAAGUCAUCCACGGAGAACGUGGAAACCCUUGUCUGCCAGGCCCACGGUUUCUACCCCAAGGAGAUCGAAGCCGCCUGGACCAGAGACGGGGAGAACUGGGAACAUGGGACCUUCUGUAAUCGUGUGGCCCCCAUUCCGGAUGGGACUUACUACAUCUCACUCUACACGGACGUAGAGCCCGAGGAACGGGGCCGCUACCGGUGCCGUGUGGCCCAUGCCGGCCUGUCGCAGCCUCUGGCCUUGGCCUGGGAGGGGCCUGCGGAGAAACGACGAACCAGCAACUCCCACACACAACAGUCACAAGAACAGGGAGACAGCGAGUUGCUCGAAUGGCAGCCACGUGAGUAUCGUCUCCCUCUCUGGACCUUUAAUUCCAUUGAAGAGAAGUUGAUAGAUUCUGCAGAGAGAGAAAAUGCAGGUGCUGGGCUUGUGUUUCCGGGCAUUCCGGCUGCCUCAAUCCAGUACCCAUUUCAACCCUCCCUUACAUUCCCAGUGCAUCUGCCAUUAGUUUUAUUCUCCCCUGCAGGACGUCUCUCUCCAGGGGGCAGCAGCGUGAGCCCCCCACACCAAAGGCUUGCUGUGGGCUUCCCAUUUCCUGCUCGCCUUUAACCCUGGGCGGAUUCACGCAACAGGAGCCGUCUGGGACUUGUGCUCCCUGACUUUCUCUCGGUGGGAGCAGCUCAGUGGGGCCCGUGACCCAGGGAGGUUUGUGCUGCCUCCCUGCAGGCCCUCCAGC
Varanus komodoensis (Komodo dragon) is the source of this 1293-nucleotide messenger RNA. RefSeq names its product BOLA class I histocompatibility antigen, alpha chain BL3-7-like. NCBI's taxonomy places the organism in Eukaryota, Metazoa, Chordata, Lepidosauria, Squamata, Varanidae. The record is from RefSeq and is a predicted model, not a curated record. Bases 132 to 1166 code for a protein of 344 amino acids. The transcript has 5 exons. Gene Ontology annotation, biological process: immune response. Gene Ontology annotation, cellular component: external side of plasma membrane.